AUGCUGCCCGAGCGCGUGAUCUCGCGGCGCGACGCCAACGGCUUCGCCGAGUACUUGGUCAAGUGGCAGCAGCUGCCGUACGCCGAGUGCUCGUGGGAGGCGGCGGCCGACCUGCCCGCCGAGGCAAUCACGCGGUACGAGGCGCGGGAGGGCGGCGAGACGGCCGAGCUGGACGCGGCGGUCGUGCCCAAGGAGCCGGCCGCGCCGCCGCCGACGGCGUGGGUCAAAAAGGACAUGGAGCUCGAGGUGGCGCCGCUGGCGGCCGAGCUGGCUGGCUCGUGGUUCGCGGCGCGCGCGCUCAAGCUCACCGCCAAGCGGCUGACCGUCGAGUACCGCGCGCUGCUGCGCGACGAGAACGAGACGGUGCCGACGCCGCUCUCGGAGAAGAUGCUGCACGCCGACGGCUGGUGGGUGGUCGUCGUCAAGGAAGUGAGCAGCAUGGUCAGUGGACUAGGCACGCCGGCGCACGCGUGGGAGACGGGCGCGCUUGGGCUCGAGACGAGCUUCGGCGCGGGCGAGGGCCUCGAGCCGCUUGCGGACGCGGCGGCGCUGCCGCUGGGCGAGCAGCGCGAGGGGAGGGACGGGCAGACGUGGGAGGUGCGGGUGGGCGACGCGUUCCAGGAGGGGCGCGGCGGCCUCAAGCACAUUUGGGCCGCGGUCGACGUGCUCGCCGCCGACUCGCGCACGCGCUCCGCGGUGAGGACGAUCAAGGGGCGCGUGCCCGAGAAGGUGCCCGGCUCGCGCGUCGUCAUCAAGUACCUCGAGCCCGAGCCGGAGCCGCAGGACCGGCCGGGCGACGGGCCCGAGAUCACCUGCUGCAAGUGCGGCACCGUGCUCGACGACGAGGCGGGCGAGGUGGUGACGCCCUCCGUCGGGUGCGAGAAGGAGGGUUGCUCGCACUGGGCGUGCCUCGGCUGCGCCGGCUUCAAGAGUGAGGCGGACGCGGCCAAGGGCGGGACGUGGUUCUGCCCGCUGCACGGCCCGCCACCGCCGCCGCGCUUCCUCGCCUACCCCGCCGUCGUGCUGCGCCUCUGCAGCCGGCGAGGGUACUGGGCGCUAGAUGCGGAAGGCACGGCCGUGUAUUCCAACACUCAGUAG
Molecule: messenger RNA, 1098 nt
Organism: Emiliania huxleyi CCMP1516
Lineage: Eukaryota; Haptophyta; Isochrysidales; Noelaerhabdaceae
Exons: 5
Coding region: 1-1098 (365 amino acids)
Source: RefSeq, a predicted model, not a curated record